UUAAGCUAUUCGACCACCAUGGAAGACACAUGAGGAACACGAGAUAUUGAAUGGAUGUUGAAGACAAUUUGAAGUGUUAGCAAUAUACUAAUUUUUGUUCUGUGGUUUAGACGUGUUUCUCACCACGCAAUGGAACCAAAUACUCAUAUAUACCACACAGAUUUCUAAAAGUAGUUUGAAAAGUCAGAGAUGGCAACAAGACGCUCAAGAUUAAGUAUAAAACCCAACCUUGGGCCAAAGGUUGGGGGAACCAAAUCUGGGUUAACAAAACUUGCUCCAGACAAGAAGGGUAAACAACCACCUGCUUCUCCUGUUCCAAAGAAAGAAACAUUGGAAAGGUUGAGGAAAAAAGUCAGUGACGAAGAUAAUGACAAGGAACUGGAGAAAGAUGCGUCGGUCACAACGGAUGAACUAGAAAGACAAACGCAACCAAUAAAUAAUCAUGUCGAGAAUGCUGGUAGUACUGACAGCAAAAGUGAAGCACAUAAUUCUGAAAUUAUCUCCCCUGUCCAAACAACGAGUGAAGAAACUAAAGAUAUGGCCAUAUCUGGAGUGCCAGACAAGAGCAAGACAGUAGCUCCUGGGAAAGAUGGCGGGGAUGUGAUACCAGUGUUACCAAAAAUACUGGUCCCACCCAAAAACAAAGUACAGAUGAUCACACGAAACAGACUGCCAAAGGCUAGGCCAAACCUUUCUGAUUCAGGAAGACCCAAAAAAGCCCCUGAGCUUACUAUUAAAGGAGGUGCGAACCAAAGUGGCCCUUCAUCUCCAAUGAAAUCACCAAGACCAAUUAUCAGUCAGUCCCCCGAUAAAGCACUCUCCUCACCUGAGAAGUCUGUGGUUGUGGCAAGAGAGCUCCAGGUCCACUAUCCAACCACAGAGGCAAUGGACACAAGCGGUCAAGCUUCCAGGUCAGAUACAAGAAUACCAGGGGAGACAACUGUAGCAGAGCGUCGUCAUCGCAAUCUGAGUGGUGUAGAUGUACUGCCUGUCAUAGAACGAAGGCAAAGACAGAUGAGUACAAGUGAGACGGUGGCUGGAGAGAAAAGGCAUCGGCAUACCAGUGUAGCAGAGACUUCUGCCCCCAAACGAAAGAAGCCUACCAAGGUUGAUGCACCAACUGAUGUUCCGGUUGACCGAACCAAGAUAAAGAUGGGAGACCUGAUUUACUGGAAUCCAUCUUCAAACCCAAUGAAGAAGAAACCUGGACAAGAUAAAAAGAAGAAGAAAUCGGUCUCUCCAAGUGAUGAUGAGGAAGAAGGUGUGGUCAGUCUGACUGCGCCAACAGCGGAGGAAGAAAAGGUGGAUGACCCAGAAGCCACAGAGGAUGAAGUUAUGCCGGUACCACAGGUCAAGAUUGGACCUGAUGGCAACAUUAUUAUCAACGAGGAAAGUCUUGUGAUAAAGAAUAACGACAGUGUAAUAGAGGAGGAUGGAGAUGUGAUCGAUGAAACUGACAUUAACGUUACGUACACCAGCUUCAGAAAGCAGAGACAAAAGCUGUCAUGGUCGGAGAAAGAGACUGAAAAGUUCUACAAAGCAUUGAGUUACAUUGGCACAGAUUUCUCUCUGAUUCAUAGUGUGUUUCCAAAGAGGUCUCGCAAUGACAUCAAAAAAAAGUUUGCAAUUGAAGAUAAGAAAAACAGAGACAAAGUGGAAGCGGCUUUGCGCAACAAAAAGCCCUUCAAUUUGGCUGUGUUUGAAGAGGACGAAGAAAUGGAUAUUGAGGUGACUAAACCAGCACGCAAAUCAGGAAAGAGGGCUAAAAAGGAAAAUAAAACUGCAGAAAAAUCUACAAGGCCAAAACCAAGAAAAGAAUGGAAAUAUUACUACAAUGAAAACGAAGAUUCAGAAGAAGUUGAAGCCAAGAAAUCUGCUGUGAAACGACAGCAAGUGGAAGAAGCGCGAAGGCGUUUGUUAGCCACACGCAACAGUUCCCAAAACAAUCCUCAAGGAGUCGAGGAAUCCAAUGAAAUUGUAGAGAUUCUGAUGAACAUGAGUAAAGGAAAUAAUCCCGCUCCUCCAGCCACCGACACGCCACACGUAGAAAACGUCAUGGUGAUGCAGUCAGGAAUGCCCGUUGUUGAUAUCGGAACAAAUACAGAACAGUUAGUACAGCUUCUACAGACAUCAGGACAGGCUGCACUCAUAGGGGAUAAUGUUAACGAACCUCUUAUCCUGGUCUACAACCGACCAACCACGCCGGGUGGCGAGACCGUCAUCCAUGUGUACAAGAUUCAGCCUGAGAACAAUAGCUCGGCCGGUGUUAACACUAGUACUCCCCCUCAACAGACAGAAAGGUCUAGUAAUGUUACGAAUGAUAAUACUACUGAUUAUAUAGAUAUUAGCUUAACACGCUCAGAUAAUCCUGGCAAUACUGACAACACGAAUAUUAGUACAUCAGACCUCUCAACACAGGUACGGAAUCAAGUGGACAUUAAUUCAACAAGUUCUACAGAAACAACGCGAAAUAUAGAAGGACAACCGGCGCCUGUUCUGUGUGUUAAAAAUCAAGGGGAGGUAAUUGGUGAGUGCGAGUCAACAGGACAUAUUGACUAUAAUUUACAUAAUUAUUCUGAAACUGUGCCCAUCGGAGAAUCCAUAGUGAGUCGAGAUCAGUCAGUGACACAGAUUGAGGUACCCAAAACAAGUGCCAUACAAAACCCUGGCGAACCUGCGCAGGAUCAGAAUGGUGGCGAUAAUUCUUUGUUUUGUAGUGCUGAACAGAAAGAUGGUGAAAAGAAUGAAUCGCAGGGAAGUGUCAGUAGUGUUGAAUCCAUCUCAGAACUUGGUGAACAGUAUAUAGAUGAUGUCACUAGUGUUGUCCCCAACCUAUAGCGUAUACAUGAAGCUCAGGUGAUUUCUUCACUUCUUUAUUGGAUAUUGGACCAAAGUUCCAUAUUACUUCAAUAGGUUUAUAGGGUAAUCAGUUACACAAAUGAUAAUUAUUACCAAAUAAGAGGGGUGAAUGUUUCAUCAAAAUAAAUGUAUAAAUUUGGCCAUUUAUACAUUUUCCAUUCAGUACGUGGUCCAGUGUCCAAACAAAUUGCUGUCAAGUAUGAAGAUAUAAACUUGAGUGUUUAAUGUACCUCGUGUAUAGGUGUGUGUAUAUAUUGCGGAUCCAACUUCAUAUGCAUUUAUUCAUUGUCGGAUACCCAUGGUUGAUAACACUUCACUAUGCUACAGGUAUCACUGAUAUUAUAAAUGUAGGAUAAUUUAUAGUGCAGUCAACCAUGGGCAUCCAACUAUGACAUCUUGUGUAAACAUCCAGUGUAACUCAGGGUUUUACCAUGUUUGAAAGUGUUCCUCUUCAUGGUCAUGGUCAUCUUUUAAGAAAUAUUAAAUAUGAACAAUUUAAAUCGAUAAUGAGUUUAGUAUAGAAAAUCUUUUGUACGUAAACUACUGAUAUUCGAAAUAAUUGCUUAAUUUCUGAGUUCCCAUACUGAAGAUAAUUGUUUCCAAGUUCCAUCCUAAAGACAAUUGUGUUUCUGAGUUCCCAUCCUAAAGAUAUUUAUGUUUCCGAGUUCCAUCCUAAAGAUAUUUAUGUUUCUGAGUUCCAUCCUAAAGAUAAUUGUGUUUCUGAGUUCCAUUCUAAAGAUAUUUAUGUUCCGAGUUCCAAUCCUAAAGAUAUUUGUGUUUCCGAGUUCCCAUCCUAAAGAUAAUAUUGUGUUUCUGAAUUCCCAUCCUCAAGAUAUUUGUGUUUCAGAGUUCCCACCCUCAAGAUAAUUGUUUUUUUCGAGUUCCCACCCUCGAGAUAUUUCUGUUUCCAACGUCAAAUUUAUAAUGAUGUUUUAACUGUUUCGGAAUUCCAAUCCUAAAGAUAAUUGUUUCCGACUUCCCAUCUUAAAGAUAUUUAUUUCUGAGUUUCCAACCUUGAGAUAUUUCUGUUUCCAAUGUCAGAUUUAUGAUAAUGUUUUAGCUGAAGUUAUACCCCUUAUUUAUUGUGGUUUAGAAUAUAUUUCUGUUGAUUUUUGUUCUAUGGAAUAAAAUAUGCAUGUUCAUCAUGUUCAAAAUAUCAUCUCUGAUAGAAAGCAACUCUAGUCAAGAAAACAAUCAUCGAAAGAGAUGAGGCCUAGGUUUAACAAUCAGAAUUAUAACAAUGCUCACCUACAUGUAUAUAGCUAUUGUUUCAUGCCAAAGAUUAAAUUCAAAACCAUUCUGAUUUUGGUUUCAAGAAUAGAAUUUACAUGUUAAAAAUUGUUGUUUUUUAUAUAUAAAAACAAAAUGAAAAAACAUGUAGUACAAAUGACCCUAUGAUAAUUUGACAAAGUUGUCAAAUUCUUUGUUAAUCCAAUGAUUUUGUUUGACAUAUAUGGAAAUAUAGGUAAAAUUGUUCAAAACAAGAGAAGAAUCGACGGAAACAGUCCACAAAAAGCUAGUCUCAUUUAUAAAAACAUUCAUAUCGCAUGGAAAAAGUGGGACUUUUAUGGGGUGACGCACUUAAGACUAUUUGAAAUACAUGUCUUUAUAAGUAAUGUAUACAGUGUAUAUAUAUGUACAUGUCUAGUCAGGGCCUGUGUUGUACAAAUGUAUAUACAGUACUUGUGUCGUAAUUUGGUUUGUGGGCAGAAUGAUUGAUGUACAUAACCUAUAGCUACUGAUAGUUAUACAGAAGUAUUUCUUUGGAUUUUGACAUAGAGUUAAACAGUAAUGAAUCACAAUUUUUUUUUUUUUUUUUAGGAAUUUUGCAAAAUAGAAAAGGUAUAUGUAUUCAACUCCUAGAUAUGGAAUUUUAUCCUUUAUGAAAUGUUUAUUUGAUAUUAAUUAAUUAAACAGCAAAUUCUAAACUUGCAAUAUCGGGAUUUAUCAUGGAAAUAAGUAUUGAACAUCUUAACCAACUUAGUUUCAUUGUAUAAUGUAGUGUUGAAGCCACCAUAGGGAUACUGGAAAGAGCAGAUUUAAUUACAUCUGCUAAUUAAUUGAUACACAAAUUAAUGUUGAUAUUGUAAAGGAGAGUGUUUGGUUUAAAGAUAUUGAAAAUCUAAAUAUGUAAACAAAACAAAAUUGCAACAAUCAAAUGCAUCUUAUAAAAUGCAUUAAUCAUGUAAACUUUGAUGCUCAAGAUCGACUGCAGACCAACUCAUUUUGUAUGAAGUUUCAUCUUACAGCACAUGCACAGUGUACAUGAAAAUGAGUUACAAUUUAAAAGUCAAUAUUGUAUAUCAGAUUAUACUGCAGACCAAGAAUGAUCAAAAUCCCAAGUGUGGCCGAUGUAUGUAUACACUACAGCAAAUCUUAGUUAACUGUACCACUUGAUUUAUUGUGGGUUCACACUUUCAGAAAAAAAUAUGUUUUGGAAAAAAAUGGGUAUUAAUAAUUUAUUUGUUGAGAUAUUUAAGAUUUAAUGAAAUACCAACUUUAUUUGAUUUCUAUGAGUUUGAAAUGUAAUGACAGCAAUUUGGAUGCAUAAUUGUCUGGAAAAGUAUUAAGUAUUGAAAAAAUAAACUAAAUAUUGCAUUAA
Molecule: messenger RNA, 5461 nt
Organism: Pecten maximus
Lineage: Eukaryota; Metazoa; Mollusca; Bivalvia; Pectinida; Pectinidae
Product: transcription factor TFIIIB component B'' homolog
Exons: 12
Coding region: 190-2838 (882 amino acids)
Biological process (GO): RNA polymerase III preinitiation complex assembly
Cellular component (GO): transcription factor TFIIIB complex
Molecular function (GO): TFIIIC-class transcription factor complex binding
Source: RefSeq, a predicted model, not a curated record